CGUUUCCGGAAGUGUGGGCUAGACCAUAGAAUAAAAAUACACUGACUAUUGGCCAGUCAGUGAAGAAACAGUUGUAUUAGAGGGACGCUAGGCAAAAUAUAUUUAUAUUGUUUAAAAUGUCCCGUCAAUUCCAAGGGCUUUCAAUGCAGCUACAGGAAGCUUCGCAGUUUCUCCUCUGAGUUAAGUGCAUCCUUUCAAACAACGCUAGGUAGCAUCAACAGAAGUGUUGAAUCAGAUUAUCAGAUACAGCCGUUUCCUCCAGAGUACAUACUAUCGCUCCCAUUACUGAGCGUUGUUGUUCUGCCAGUACAGUAGCAAACAUAUUCAUGUUGUCACUGUUUGGACACUGUUCUUAGCUAUUACUGUAUCGUUAGCCCCCGGUUCGUCGUUUCUGCUCUGCUUGUGAUGGCGUGGCAUUAGCUGCUGCUUUGUCUGUGUGCGAGGAGUAUGCCCGGCAAACACGGAUGUUAUUCUCUUCACCCUCUCAAAGUCAGCACAAGGAACCAACAAAGGAGGAUAAACACCUUGUAGCAGUCUCCAUAGAGCCAGUGACAGCCACCUGACAUCACCUUAAGUCUUAACCAAGAAGUUUGGACUGGUGAGCAGGAGCUGAACAUGGAAGAUGAGCUGUUUGACCAGAUUGUGUCCGUGUUUAACAAGCUGGUGUCGUGGGUCGCUGCGGGUGCCAUGGUGUUCGGCGGAGUGGUGCCGUACAUCCCCCAAUACAGAGACAUCCGCCGGACCCAGAAUGCAGAGGGGUUCUCCACCUAUGUGUGCCUGGUCCUCCUGGUAGCUAACAUCCUACGAAUACUCUUCAGAUUCGGUCGCUACUUCGAGACGCUGCUGCUGUGGCAGAGCAUCAUCAUGAUCGCCACCAUGCUCAUCAUGCUGAACCUGUGCACCAACGUCCGGAUGGCCACUGAGAUUAACACCAAGAGACGCUCCUUCAUAGCAACAGACAGUAAGGAUGAAGAGGUCAGAAUCCCUAAGAGGCUCUUUCUGGACUUUGACUGGAACUACUUUUGGUUGUGGAGUCGCUUCGUGGACUACGUGCAGUGCGUGCUGGCCUUCACGCUGGUGGCGGCCUACAUCACCUACCUCCUCCUGGACUCAGCGCUGUUUGUGGAGACUCUGGGCUUCCUGGCCGUCUUCGCUGAGGCAAUGCUGGGCACACCGCAGCUCUACUGCAAUUAUCAGAACAAAUCCACUGAGGGCAUGAGUAUCAAGAUGGUGCUGAUGUGGACCAGCGGUGACACCUUUAAAACAGGCUACUUCCUGCUCACCCAAGCUCCCGUGCAGUUCUGGACGUGCGGCCUGCUGCAGGUCUUCGUGGACAUCACCAUCCUGUUCCAGGUUUACUACUAUAGCCGCUACCCGCAGAAACCGGUCUCCCACACUGUCUCCCACACCACCAGUGCCAAAGCCCUCUGAGAACCCCCACAAGCUCUCUGAGGACAUUCAAAAAAAAAGCAGCAGUGCGGAAGCCCUUUUAGAGGAGCUGUGGAUGUGCAUAAACAUGCAUGAGUACCAAAGCACCUUGAGAUGAUACAGGCUGCUCACUGUCACCUCUAAGUAUACAUAAGGAAACAUACACACCCAUAAAUAAGGCACGAACAUACACAGACACUUGGUGGUGUUGGUGUCUGCAGCAGUACCUGAAGGACACUUGUUACAACACAAACUCAACCUUUUUUUAAAAUUUAUUAUCAUACUGACUUCUUCUCAAUGCGACAGUAUGCUUGUUGCUUUGAAUGCAGACUUAAAGAAUAUGUCCUUGAAUCAACCUGUGCAUGUGGAAAAUAUUAUGCACAUACAUGAAUAUACAGUAUAUAUAGACUGCACAUGUAUGCACUGAAAUCUGUGCUCAAGGAAACGUGGACUGUGGAACUUUUUUUUUUUUUUUUUUUGGUCCACAUACGCUGAUGAUUGUUGCAUGGACCCUCUGCCUUAAAACACACACGUUCAAACAUGGCUUGCUGCAUUACCAGCAAUAUAAAUGUAUGAAUCAAUCAAAAAAAAAAAAUAUUGAUAUACAACAUUACUGAAUGUACAAAAUGGCAUUUGUUAUUUAGUUGUUUUACCCAACACGGUGGAGAAAUGCUUGUCACUCUACCACUUGUUGGACAGAUGAUGACCAUGUGCAGUCCUCAUGGGACAAAAAUAUGAGGAAAAUAGAGGCAGUCGAACUUUACCAAAAGAAGAAAAAUCCCAAAGGUUUGGAGACAAUGCAUUGGCUUCUAAAAAACAAUUCAUCAUAAACAUUAGUGGCCUUCAGACUAACAGAAAGAUGGGACAAAAGAAACAGAUGUAAGGGCAUUCUUCUGUCUGAAGCCAGACUUGCUGGAAGCAAAGGUGUUGAAACAUCAUCAUCAUGUUUGACCUGCACUGGUUGACCAAAAUAACAUUUUUGUACUGAAGCUGAUGCUGACAUUUUGUAUAUAAUUUCGAUCCUUUUCAUACCACAAAUUUGAAGAACCCCACAGAAAUCACUUGAGAUCCCAGGAUUCUUAAGGUGCAUUCAGACUGAACACCUAGUGAACUUUAGACAUGGCACAAUUGCAUGUACAGUCACUGAAGUAUUUAAAGUAAAUUUACUCUGGAACAGUAAGUAAGAGUC
Molecule: messenger RNA, 2617 nt
Organism: Lates calcarifer (barramundi perch)
Lineage: Eukaryota; Metazoa; Chordata; Actinopteri; Centropomidae
Gene: slc66a2
Product: solute carrier family 66 member 2
Exons: 5
Coding region: 616-1431 (271 amino acids)
Biological process (GO): phospholipid translocation; retrograde transport, endosome to Golgi
Cellular component (GO): trans-Golgi network; endosome
Source: RefSeq, a predicted model, not a curated record